Messenger RNA from Drosophila subpulchrella, 2702 nucleotides. Its product is annotated as endoplasmic reticulum metallopeptidase 1-like. The transcript is spliced from 11 exons. Gene Ontology annotation, biological process: proteolysis. The record is from RefSeq and is a predicted model, not a curated record. Bases 93 to 2702 code for a protein of 869 amino acids. Gene Ontology annotation, molecular function: metalloexopeptidase activity. Lineage: Eukaryota; Metazoa; Arthropoda; Insecta; Diptera; Drosophilidae.
UUAUGAACCGUCUAUAUUUUGGAUAUAAAGGCCCAAGUAUUUGAACUAAUUUCAGUCUAGUUUUGGCGGAGGAAUCGUCACAAAGCAAGAAAAUGGUAGACAAGGAUUUUCUUUUAACCAACGAUUCUGUAGAGACAGCCACAUUACAGAGGGCUUUGCGAAAAAAGACAAACAUCCCUAAGAGUUCCUGGAAUUUUACCGGUGUAUCUUUUUUGUUAUGGGGUUUCCUUUUCCUGGGCGUUGUGGUACCUCUUUUCUAUCGCCUUCCUCGUGCCAAUACCUUGGAUGAUGUGUCCAAGGGAGUUUUCAUCGCCGAACGCGCCCAAUCCAAUCUUUACGACUUCGAUAAGAUCGGCACAAAGCUCGUCGGCAGCGAUGCGAAUGAGAACAAAACCGUUCAGUUCUUACUGAGCGAACUGGCCUUAAUUCAGGCAAACGUUUUAGAAGACUUUUUUGACAUGGAGAUUGACCGACAAAUAGUUUCCGGUUCGUAUGUCAGGUCCGGUGCCCUAUGCCAAUAUCAGGCAGUGCAGAAUAUCGUGAUCAAAGUGACGCCCAAGAACUGCACAAGUGAGGAUUACCUGCUGGUCAACACCCACUUUGAUUCCAAGCCUACUACUCCGUCUGCCGGUGAUGCGGGUCACAUGGUAGUAUCUGUCCUGGAGGUACUGCGAGUGUAUACAACGUCCAAGGAAAAUUUUAAGCACACAAUCAUCUUUCUCCUCAAUGGAGCCGAGGAGAGUUCGCUGCUGGCAUCGCACGGUUUCAUUACCCAACACAAAUGGGCUCCAAACUGCAAAGUCUUAAUAAAUCUGGAUGCAGCCGGCAGCGGAAGUCGGGAAAUCCUCUUCCAGACAGGACCCAAUAACCCCUGGCUUCUCGAUUAUUACAAGAACCAUGCAAAACAUCCAUUUGCCACCACUAUGGCUGAAGAAAUCUUUCAGACUGGUCUUAUACCAUCGGACACAGAUUAUCGUAUCUUUGUAGCUUAUGGAAAUCUCGUCGGACUGGAUCUGGGUCAGUGUGUCAAUGGUUAUGUAUAUCACACAAAGUACGAUAGUUAUGAUGUAAUUCCUCGAGCUGCUAUUCAAAACACAGGAGACAACCUUUUAGGCCUAGUUAAAGCCCUGGCCAAUGCCCCAGAGCUGCAUGACACAACCGUUGAAGGAACAACAGUCUUCUUUGAUGUCUUGGGACUGUUCUUUGUCAGAUAUUCAGAGAGCAAUGGUAUAAUUCUAAACUAUGCCGUUGCCGGAGUAAUUAUCAUCCUAGUCUACAUAUCACUGUUACGCAUGGCGGUAAAAUCCAAUGUGGCUUUUACGAAGAUCCUAAUUUGGUUCAUCCCGAUUCUUAUAGUCCAAGUCGUUGCCUUUGUAAUGGGUCUAGCUCUGCCCAUAUUGGUUGCAUAUAUGUUUGAUAAGCAUGGUCUAACCAUGACCUAUUUCAGCACUCCGGCACUUUCUUUAGGCCUUUAUGUGUGCCCCAGUCUUGUGGGUCUGGCUCUGCCUAGUUUUGUGUAUCUGAGAAUUCAGAAUUAUAAGAAUCUUACGUAUGCGCAGCAACUACAAAUGGCUCUUCAUGGACAUGCCAUUAUCCUAUCACUUCUCUGUGUUGCUCUAAAUUUCUACGGAUUGCGUACGACCUAUAUUAUUACGUGGACUCUGGUCUUCUACGUUAUUCCCUUGUUUCUUAAUCUAUUGACCUCUCUACAUGACCGCGGUUUCUCUUGGACUGUGGUUCUGAAAAUUGUCCAGGUGGUUCCGUUCCUGUACAACAGCUACCUUUUCUACACAUUUAUUGUCAUUCUUACUCCGAUGAUGGGUCGUAUUGGACAAAAUACAAAUCCCGACCUGAUAAUUUCUGCCUUGGUCGCCAUGGGUACUGUACUGUCCCUAGGCUUUUUGAUUUUGCUUGUUAAUAGGUCGCAUAGAUCCGGCUUCAUUAUUGUAACCCUGAUGGCCAUAAGCGCCGCUACUAUUUAUAUAGCCAGCUCUACUCAAAUUGGUUUCCCAUAUCGUCCUAAGACAAGUGUGGAAAGGGUUUACUAUUUGCACGUGCGUCGGAUCUUUUACGAAUUCAGCGGAACAGUUAGUAAGGAUGAGUCCGGAUAUCUGUUUAAUUUCCAGGAUAGACGUGGUUAUGCUCCUUUAGUUGAAGCCAAUGUGAAUUUAACCGGAAUGGUAAGCUUGGAAUCGGAUUGUGAAAAGUACAUGCUGUGCGGUAUGCCAAUCCCCGAUGUCCGUUAUAUGAAUAAUCGUUUGAACGGAAUGUGGUUGCCUCGGAAUACGCCCGUAGAGACGGUUCCAGAAAAGCCCCUUGAGCUCCUAAAUAGAACAGUAAUAGAUAAUGGCAAUACCCUGCUCAUCGAGGUCAAGAUCUUUUUCACGGAUCACUCAAGUUUGUUUAUCCAGCCUGAAGAGGACGUAACCAUAACCAAGUGGUCUUUAGAGGAGAGCUACUUGACCACCAGCCCACCAUAUUAUAUGUACUUUAGCUCCGGUGUGGAUAAUUCACCAGUAAUCCUAACUCUUGAACUUCAGAAAUCCGGUAACGAUUUUAAUGAGUCCGUCGUUCAAAUUGGAGUCGCCAGACAAUUUAUGAAUUCGACAGGCGAUUCAAUAGCCCAGGAUUUUGCCAAAACAUUCCCAGAUUUUGCGGUGCUGAUUGAGUGGCCUGCGGAUUACCACCGCUAUAAGUUUUAA